Messenger RNA from Mesitornis unicolor (brown roatelo), 717 nucleotides. RefSeq names its product mediator complex subunit 10 (gene MED10). NCBI's taxonomy places the organism in Eukaryota, Metazoa, Chordata, Aves, Mesitornithiformes, Mesitornithidae. The transcript is spliced from 4 exons. Gene Ontology annotation, biological process: positive regulation of transcription by RNA polymerase II. The coding region runs from base 1 to 411 and encodes 136 amino acids. Gene Ontology annotation, cellular component: chromatin; mediator complex. The record is from RefSeq and is a predicted model, not a curated record. Gene Ontology annotation, molecular function: transcription coregulator activity.
AUGGCCAUGGCGGAGAAGUUCGACUCCCUGGAGGAGCACCUGGAGAAGUUCGUGGAAAACAUCCGGCAGCUCGGCAUUAUCGUCAGCGACUUCCAGCCCAGCAGCCAGGCUGGGCUCAACCAGAAAUUGAAUUUCAUGGUGACGGGCUUGCAAGAUAUUGACAAGUGCCGGCAGCAGCUUCACGAUAUCAGUGUGCCCUUGGAAGUUUUUGAAUACAUAGAUCAAGGCCGCAAUCCUCAGCUUUACACCAAGGAGUGUCUAGAGCGAGCUUUGGCUAAAAAUGAGCAAGUAAAAGGAAAAAUUGAUACAAUGAAGAAGUUUAAAAGUCUGUUAAUUCAAGAACUGACAAAGGUGUUCCCAGAAGACAUGGCAAAGUACAAAGCUAUUCGAGGAGAAGAUCCUCCUCCUUAGAUUGGCCUUUGACAGCUCGAAAGAUGUCAAUUCCAUAGACUGACACCAUUCUAAAGAAACAGUGAUUGUAGAGAGGGGGAAUCCAAGCCUUCGUAACACCUAUACUAAAAAUGGCAGUGACGGGCUGUAAAGGAGCUUGAUCGCUGAUGGUUCUGGUCUGAAGCCACUGAAUCUUCCUGAAGACUUUUGCUCAUAGGUUGCAGUUGAAACUUCCUAUGAGGAACUGUUUUUCUUUUCUGAAAGGUUUUGGAGAUAUAUUUGCCUGCAGGUCAUCAAUACAUAGCAUUUCCCACAAAGUGCAUUUCC